Messenger RNA from Paracoccidioides lutzii Pb01, 2187 nucleotides. Its product is annotated as nucleolar protein. The record is from RefSeq and is a predicted model, not a curated record. Gene Ontology annotation, molecular function: RNA binding. The coding region runs from base 1 to 2187 and encodes 728 amino acids. The transcript has a single exon.
AUGACAGAUACACGAGAUAGAAGACGUUUAUCAGACAGUGGAAGUUUUCAAGAAGAUGGAAAAGUUCCGGCAACAAACCAACAAACCGAGGCGCUUCCAGAUGGUGAUGCUGCGUUGUCCCCAAUAAAAGCCAAAAACCGGCGAACACUGUUCGUGCGCUCCCUCCCUUUAUCGGCCACAACAGAGAGCUUAACCGAUUACUUCUCGCAAUCAUAUCCUUUAAAACAUGCUACCGUCGUUCUUGACCCUCAAACAAAGCAAUCGAAAGGCUACGGAUUCGUCACUUUCGCAGACUGUGAAGAUGUUGCUCGGGCUCUAGAAGAAUUUAACGGCUCCGCUUUUGACGGCAAGAAACUAAAGAUCGAGGUUGCGGAACCCCGUCAUCGAAAGGUUGAUGAAAAGGGAGGGAAAAGCGUUUCUACCUCUAAGCCAAAACGGGAGAGGGAGAAUAAACGAGCACUGGUCCAACCUCCAAAACUCAUCAUUCGAAAUCUGCCAUGGAGCAUAGCUGAACCGGAGCAAUUGGAGGCCCUUUUUCGAAGUUUUGGGAAAGUUAAACAUGCAGUAAUUCCAAAGAAAGGCAAUAAACAUUCUGGAUUUGGAUUCGUGGUUUUGAGGGGUAGAAAAAACGCGGAGAAGGCACUAGAGGCCGUUAAUGGGAAGGAGGUUGACGGGCGAACUCUGGCAGUUGAUUGGGCUGCGGAGAAGAAUAUAUGGGAUGAGUUGCAGAAUCAUACGGAUGGUGUUAAGGACGAUGGAACUGAGAAAGAGGAUAAUAAUAGUGGAGAAGAUGACGAGGAGACUAAGAACAAGGACGACGAUGUCGCCAUGGGUGAAGUUGAUGAUGAGGACGAAGAGGAGGACGAUGACGACGAUGAAGAUGACGAUGAAGAAGUGCAUGCAGAAGUUGAGGAUGACCGGAACGCUUCAACAAUUUUUAUCCGCAACUUACCCUUUACUGCUACAGAUGAAAGUCUCUACGAGCAUUUUGUUCAAUUUGGACCUUUAAGGUAUGCCAGGGUCGUAUUCGAUCCAGAGACAGACAGACCUAGGGGAACUGCUUUUGUGUGCUUUUGGGACAAAGAAAAUGCGAACUCUUGUCUUCGCGAUGCGCCGAAACGGACAGAUUUACCCCGAGCGGAAGAUGCUAAGGCAAAAACAUCUGCUAUAAAGUACUCCGUUCUCGAAGAUGAGAAGAAGGAUCCAUCAGGGAAAUACACAAUGGACGGUCGCGUACUACAGUUAUCUCCCGCAGUGAGCAAAUCUCAAGCAGUUAAACUAGAAGCUGAAGGAAGCUCUCGCAGGGAGACUCGAGACAAAGACAAACGACGAUUAUUCCUUUUGUCUGAAGGAACCAUCCCAUCGAAUUGUGCUCUCUACAAACAGCUCACCUCUUCGGAAAUUGCAAUGAGAGAAGCUUCCGCUAAGCAACGACAGAAGCUCAUCAAGAGCAAUCCGGUGUUGCACCUGAGUCUUACACGUCUAUCAGUCCGUAACUUACCUCGAAACAUCGACUCCAAGGCUCUCAAGGCGCUCGCGAGAGAGGCUGUUGUCGGUUUUGCGAAAGACGUAAAGAGUGGUCUGCGUGAACCAUUGUCGAGAGAGGAACUGCACCGGAGUAACGAGGAUAUGAAAGAAGCAGAAAAACUGCGAAAGUCAAAAGGUAAAGGAAUCAUCAGACAAGCCAAGGUCGUUUUCGAGGGGAAAGAGGGCAGUAAGAUUAACGAAAAGAGUGGAGCGGGUCGGAGUCGUGGAUAUGGAUUUAUUGAAUACUACUCUCACCGCUCGGCAUUGAUGGGACUUCGAUGGCUGAAUGGCCAUGCUGUUGCAGGCCCAGACGGGAAAAAGAAACGACUCAUUGUCGAGUUUGCCAUUGAGAACGCACAGGUUGUCAAGAGGAGACAUGAGAAGGAGGAGAAGUCACGGAAUCAUGAUGAGGAAGGACAGAAGCAGCAAAAACGGGCCUCGAGGAACGAAGUUUCAUACCAGCGAGAUUCCUCGAGAUUCAAUUCUAAUACUCUGAAAGGCAUAAAGCGAAAGAGGGUUGAGAGUGACGGACAAGGAAACGAAAACAUGACAAGGGCAUCCAAGCCUAAUGAUUCCAAACCCGAGAAGGAUAAUCAAAUAGCCAAAAGAAACAGGAUCAUUGCAAAAAAUAGAAUGUUGAGGAGGAAUAGGAAGAAUUGA